Molecule: messenger RNA, 1573 nt
Organism: Manihot esculenta (cassava)
Lineage: Eukaryota; Viridiplantae; Streptophyta; Magnoliopsida; Malpighiales; Euphorbiaceae
Product: RING-H2 finger protein ATL47
Exons: 2
Coding region: 387-1502 (371 amino acids)
Source: RefSeq, a predicted model, not a curated record
CCUUUUCCUUCCAAUAAAGCAAAUUUAACCAUCAAAGGCACCGCGUUUUCUCUUUAUUAAGGUUAUUUUUCUUUCUGCAGCAGUCACUGUCCGCCGAGGCUAGAGAAAUUAACACGAUGGGCUCCAUCAAUGGCAGGUGUUUGCAGGAACUGAGCUAACACAUCUCCUAAAGCUUCUCUUCAAAUUCUUGAUAAAAGUGAGCUGGGUUUCUUGCAAGCAUAAGAAGUAUUGUGCCUCAGUAUAUGAGUGUCGGGUUUGAUCUCAAUUCUCAAGAGCAAAGGAAUUAUAUAUGGGUUCUUUGGAGAUUGCAUAUGGGCGACAAAACUGUUUAAUCCGAGAAAGUUUUUGAGAUAAUUGAUGAUGUUUAGGCAUGGUGAUUGACUAAAAUGUCUUGGUUUCAAUCUCAAAUUAUCCACAAAGGUGCUCACUUUUCUCACCAUCCUUACUCUUUGCUUUCAUCGUCCUCGUCUGCUUCCUCUUCUUCGUAUUCUCCUUCAUUGCCAUAUAAUAGUGAUUACCAGAAACAAGCUUCUUCUAGUAACAAAAUAAGCCCCGCUCUCCUUUUUAUCAUAAUUAUUCUAGCUGUUAUAUUUUUCAUUUCUGGUGUUCUCCACCUGCUUGUUAGAUUUCUCAUAAGACAUAGAUCAUCAGUAUCUGAGUCCGAUAGAUACCCAGAAAUGGCCGGAUCUGAUGCUAUCCAAAGACAGUUGCAACAACUCUUCCAUCUUCAUGAUUCUGGCCUAGAUCAAGCUUUUAUUGACGCACUGCCUGUAUUUCUUUACAAGGAGAUUAAGGGUCUAAAAGAGCCAUUUGAUUGUGCAGUUUGCCUCUCUGAAUUCUCAGAGAAAGACAAGUUGAGGUUGCUGCCUGCAUGUAGUCAUGCCUUCCACAUUGAUUGCAUAGACACAUGGUUACUAUCCAAUUCAACUUGCCCCCUUUGCAGAGGAACCCUCUAUACACCAGGGAUCCCCUUUGAAAAUCCAGUUUUUGAUGAUGAAGAACCAAGGGAAGAAGAUGGGUUUUCAAGUACAGCAGGAAGUGGGGUAUCGGUUGGCCAAAAACCAGCAGAGAAUGAGAGAAUCAAUUCAAAAAGGGUGUUUUCUGUGAGACUCGGUAAAUUUAAAAGCUCAAAUAGCGAAGCAGUCGAGACCAGUAGCAGUAAUUUGGAUGCAAGAAGAUGUUAUUCAAUGGGGUCAUACCACUAUGUGGUUGCUGAUCUAGAUUUGCAAGUGGCUCUUUGCCCUGGCACAGGUGCUGGUCCUGGUCCUAUCAAGCUUGUGAAAGGAAGAAAUGGACAAAAUGGGGAUCCCUUAACUGAUGGAGAUGUUGAGGGGAAGAAGAUUAACAGAAGUAAUGGUGAAAGUUUUUCUGUUUCCAAGAUAUGGCAAUGGUCUAAGAAAGGUAAAUUCCCAAGUUUAUCUGAAACCCACAGGGGUAUUUCUUCUGUAUCUGUGGAUUUGCCAUGGAGUGAUAAGAGCUUAGUGAUAGAACCCACAAGGUAAAAAUUCCCGAGCUUUGUUGUACUGUUCAAAUGAUAACAAUUAAUCCAAUUAUUUAAGCAAAUUUUUUUUUC